Messenger RNA from Notothenia coriiceps (black rockcod), 9377 nucleotides. RefSeq names its product mediator complex subunit 13L. Bases 1358 to 7687 code for a protein of 2109 amino acids. Gene Ontology annotation, molecular function: transcription coregulator activity. The transcript is spliced from 31 exons. Gene Ontology annotation, cellular component: mediator complex. Gene Ontology annotation, biological process: regulation of transcription by RNA polymerase II. NCBI's taxonomy places the organism in Eukaryota, Metazoa, Chordata, Actinopteri, Perciformes, Nototheniidae. The record is from RefSeq and is a predicted model, not a curated record.
UCGUGCGCGGAAAGAAAAAAAAUGCUCCAGCGGCGCUACGCGUAAAGCAAACACACACAGAGGGUGAGGAUGACACAUUCGAGCCACACGUAUUUACCAUUUCAAUAACACGCUCCGAGAGAUCAACAACGAGGAAGCAGUCUCCGCUGAAAAACCCUGCACAUGUUUGAGGAUUUAAUUCAAUAAUCAAAUCACCAUUUCCCCGAAGAAGAAGGAUGAGGAUUCGCUUUUUUAAAUAUCGCGGUGGUUUAUGAAGAAAAUAUCUGCAGCAUGCAACAUUAUGUCAACGAUCGGCGCCAGACAAGGACUGUCACUUUGGCUUGAACUGUGAAAAAAAAACCAAAUUUUUGUCUGCAAGACUGAGGCUGUUGUGGCCGCGCGAGGACGUUUCGUAAUGAUUUAAAACUGAAAGGAAGGAAGGUUUUUUUUUCUUCAAACCUCGGUCUACAGAAGCCUGCUUGUCGUUUUCCUGGUGGUGGAGAGUAAGAAUAGUUUUUCUUGUCUGAACGCUUUGACUCAUGAUUCGGGGGGUUACACGGGAACCCGCUCGACUUUGUCCGCCUUGCCACGGAGGAGCACCGGGGGCUUUUCUUCCCCAGCGACCCCUCGUCUGCGGUCCGUUUAAUUGAAGAGCAACAGAGGGAUUAAACAUUCCUGCUGCUCGCCUGUUUGUGCGAGGCAGACUGAGCUACAUUGUGAGAGGAACGGUUGUGGUAAGAAAGAAGGCUAUAAAUAGCUCAUGCAAUUCUCGAAAACUAUCACAAGUGGUGCAUCAGCUUGUGGAGCAGACGGAAUCCGAUAUCCUGCCUGUAAUGUCUCGGCUUUAAGUUAAUUGUUUUCGGAGAACGUGUGGUAUUUUUAACAAGAAGUUCGGACUCUUAAUUUCGCAUUUUUGGGGGCUGUUCCUCGGCGCGGAAGAAAAAAAGGAGUCGUUUCCCCAUGGAUUAUGCUCAUUUAAUGAUGAAACUAUUAGCGGAAAGGCUGAUAUGGAAACAGCCUGAUCUUCCUCUGUGUGUGGAUUGAAAUGGAUACAUUGCUGUGCUCUCCGCCUUUGACAAUGAUCACAUUUGGAAUCGUCUGACCUGGUUUGUAGCAAUGUUUUGAUUCCCGCACACGCUUGGAUUUACAUUACAACAUUAUAUCCGCUGGGGUUUCAUGGAUGCAUUCUGCACUUCUUUUUGAAUACGCCCAUUCCUCUGCCCGACCAUCCCGAGUCUAUUAUCUGGACCUCUUGUGAGGUGUUAAGCCUGCUUGUUUCGGCAGACUACGGGAACCUAUUUGUCAGCCCUGCUCGGUGUUUGAUACCGAUGUAGGAUUUCGACAUGCCCAGCGCUGACGACCCCAACGGCGGACGAUUAUGACUACAACAGCGAAUUGGGUGGCUAACGGGGCAAGCCUUGAGGACUGCCACUCCAACAUUUUCUCUCUGGCGGAGUUGACAGGCAUUAAAUGGCGUUGCUACAGCUUCCGGAGCAGCGGGGAGUACGGCCCGGUGAUCUCGGCUCCGGCCCAGGACGACCCGGUUCUGCGCAGCUUCAUGCGCUGCGUGCAGGCCAACCUGCUGUGUGUGUGGAGACGCAAAAUCAAGCCCGACGCCAAGGAGCUGUGGAUCUUCUGGUGGGGCGAGGAGCCCAACCUCUCCGAUGUCAUUCAUCAUGAGCUGGAAGUGGCUGAGGAGGGGCUCUGGGAGUGUGGGCUGUCCUACGAGUGCAGGACGCUCCUGUUCAAGGCCAUACACAACCUGCUGGAAAGAUGCCUGAUGGAUAAGGGCUUUGUGAGGAUCGGGAAGUGGUUCUUCAAGCCCCACGCACUGGAAGAAAAGUCUUUGGGCAACAGUGAACACCUAUCAUGUUCCUUCUCCUUCUUCCUCCACGGGGAGAGCAACGUGUGCACGAGUGUGGAGAUCGCCCAGCACCAGCCUGCAUACCACAUCACAGAACACCACAUCUGCCUCGCACAGACCUCCAUCACACCAGUACAAGUGAUCCUAAGUCCAUACGGUCUGAGCGGCACUCUAACAGGUCAGGCCUUCAAGAUGAGUGACCCCGCUACACGGAAGCUGAUGGAGGAGUGGAGCUACUUCUACCCGAUAGUACUUCCACAGAAAGAGGGAAGUGGACAAAAGGAAAAAGAAGAAGCAGGUCAAGCUUAUGAUCGCAACUGUCACGCGGCAGUUGAGGUCAUUGUAGGUGGAGUAAGGAUGACAUACCCAGCUGCUUUAGUGCUGUUAGCCCAGGGGGACCUACCAGUGGAGCAGCCCCCACCCCUCCCUACAGCUCUGGGCCUCAGCAGGGAGCUGAACCACUGCAGCGUGCCGCUCACACCGCCAACGUCACCGCAGCAGCCCUGCUCAGCGGACAGCGGCUUUGUGACCUCCGUCUCUAGUGUCCCCACACCUGACAGCAGCAUGGGGGUUGCCAGCAUCAGCCCAAAGCACUCUGGGAAGAAACUCACCUGUCAGGUGGUCCAUCAGGCAUGGCGGGAGUGUUAUCUCAACCAGCCACAGCAUGUACCGAAUCAGACAUCUGACGUGACGCCUGAGAAGGAUGUGCCAAAUGGAGGAACCACGUGGGACUUCAACGAUCUGGGGGCGAGAUCAUCCUGCAGCUGCUCCAGGUUGAAGCAGCAGAAGUUGAAUCUGACCACCACAUCCACCAACAACCCCCAGAGUAGUGCCAACCCCCCUCAGUCCUCGGGCCCCUCAUUAUACCCUCCCUCGCUGCCCAAACAAAAGAUCAGUGACAAGACGGAGAAGGCUGACAAACAAUCCAAGAGGCCAGCAACGAUUGCCUUCCACCACCGUUUAUCCGUCACACAGGAGAGCCCCCUGGAGCAGGACUCGCCAGGAGGGCCCCAGCUCGGGGGUCUUGUGGCUUUAGAGCCAUCAUUGGAGCCUAUGGCCCCUCUGCCAAACUGCAAGUAUCCUAAACCCCUCUCCAAUGGCAGAAAAGCCCAUGACUCCCUGCUCAAUUCGCCAAUGUCUCCCCUGCCUCCUACACUCAGCCCCCACCCCCGGGGGCAGGACCCGGAGGUCCUGGACGGGCCCAUAAAUAUGCCUGUCUGUCAGGAUGGGUCUUCAGGGAUGGGGAUGAUUAACAGCGAGACGGCCAUGUAUGCAGCUCUGCUGAGGCAGAGGGAGAAUGAGGCGGGCUGGUGGAGAGGCUUCAGGACCCCCAGAACUGAUAAGACUGACUUCAGACCCUGUGAACUCCCCACUGAUAAGUUAGAGGAAGUGAAGACGGACACAGCGACUGAGGGAGUUCCACUAAAGAGACUAUACACACAGACUCACAAGAGAUUUAAAAUCUCAGAGGAGAGGCUGAAGGACCACAUCCAGGCGUUGGGCCUUUUGCAGCAGCCGGGUGUGGAGGCGCUGCGGGAGCCCGGCGAAGACCCUUACGACUUUAAGGAAGGAGACAUCGAGUACACUUUCUCCUCUUCCAAGAGGUUAAAGGGUCAAGGGCGAGAACCCAGCAAAAAGGCUAAGGGAGAAGAAAUCACCAGCAAUGGAACACUGCCUGAGGGGAAAGAUGCUAUGUCCAUUUUUAACUCAACUCCAAAAUCAGACGAAUCAGGUCAGGAUGACGGAGCUGCCAAAGCCAACCCUUCUCUGACCAGAGAGAAAGAUCUGGUGGUCAACAUCUCUGAUCUCGACAACAUAUUUGAUGAAGAUGAAGAAGAGUUGGGGCACUCAACCAAGCUACCAGUAUCCUCAGAAGAUCGCCCUCUGGGGAAAGAAGGGAGAGUUGCGGUACCUUAUCCAUCCACAGUAGCAGACCUUCAGAGGAUGUUUCCCACCCCGCCUUCUUUAGAGCAGCACCCUCCCUUCUCUCCCAUCACGCCGUAUCGUGACCUCCCCAGCCAAGAGCCCCCUACUCACAGUGGGGCAGCGGACCACAUGCUGCCCUACUUCUCCUCCCAGUUUACUGACUACAGGAUGGAGAUUGAGGAUGGCAUGGCCAGUCCACGGCAGGAGGAUAUCAAGCCAACGAUAGGCUCCUCUAUGUUUGCUCCGCUCACCUGCUUACCCAGUCAGAAUCUCCCACCACUCAAGAUUCCCGAGCAAUGCUACUAUCGACCAUCCUGGGCCAUGAUGCCCAAAAUGGAGCAUUUCCCAGUCAUGCAUAACCAGAACGCAACCUUCAACAGAGAUGGAUACACAAACAUGCCCAGUGUCAACAACUUUGCUGACCAGGAGUACGGCCAGAUGAGUGCCACCUCUGUGAGCACCUCUGCUGGCAUCCUCCCGUCUCCUGCCACUCCCCGCUUCUCUGUGCCCACCCCCCGCACCCCUCGUACACCAAGGGGUAUCAACGCUGCAAGUUCUGGCCAUGGUUCUGUGAAGCAGGAUGGUACUGAGCUCAGCUCCCCGGCUUCCACCCCCUCCACCAGCCUGCCUCUGAGCUCUGUGGAGCACCAAGCUCGGCCGGGACCCUCCCUGCCUGAGGCCCACAGCCUGUACGCUAUCCUCCUGCUCUCAGACUCCGUCCUCAACGUCUUCAAGGACCGCAACUUUGACAGCUGCUGUAUCUGUGCCUGCAAUAUGAAUGUCAAAGGAGCAGAUGUGGGCGUGUAUAUCCCUGACUCCACUUGUGAAGAUCAGUACCGCUGUAUGUGUGGCUUCAGUGCCAUUGUGAACAGGCGCCUGGCCCACGGCACAGGCCUCUUCUUGGAGGACGAGCUGGAUAUUUUUGGUCGGACCUCUGAGGUCGGCCGAGCGGCUGAGAGGAGGCUGGCUCUUUGCCGGAGGGACCCCACUAUGGGUGACCCUAGGGCCAAACGGACGCAGGAUGCAGCCCCCGCCUCUCUGCUAGUCAUGGUCCUCCUGCAGGAGCAGUGCUCGCAGCCCAUCUCUUCCCUGGCAUCAAUGCAUCUCCCCCUCAGUUGUUCCUGCCAUGGCCGCAAGGGGGCGCUGCUGCAAAGCUGGACGUCUGAAAAGCAGUGGGCAGAUGAGAGUGAUGCCUGUGUGGAUUGUUACAAUGCCUUGGGACAGGGGCUACAGUAUGUGGAUAACCCCACAGGAGGAAAAGUAGAUCCAGCUGUCGUCAGAAGUACCGCUCUUCACUCCUGGCCGCACACAAAUGUGGUGGACAUGAACAUGUUGUCGUCCCAGGAUAUGGUUCGUAUGCUGCUGUCUCUGCAGCCUUUCCUGCAGGAUGCUAUCCAGAAGAAGAGAACAGGACGGACGUGGGAAAACAUCCAGCAUGUUCAGGGUCCACUCACCUGGCAGCAGUUCCAUAAGAUGGCCGGAAGAGGAUCCUACGGUUCGGAGGAGUCCCCGGAGCCCUUGCCCAUCCCUACAGUGUUACUGGGCUAUGACCGGGAGAGGGACUUCUUGGCAUUGUCCCCUUUGGCAUUACCUUUUUGGGAGAAGCUGCUGCUGGAGCCUUAUGGUGGGCAGCGGGAUGUGGCGUAUUUGGUUCUGUGUCCCAGUAGUCCUUCUCUGCUGACUGCAGCCCGGGCCUUCUUCCAGGAGCUCAGCGCUGUUUACGAGACGUGCCGGCUGGGGAAGCACCGUCCUCUGACCAGAGUGUCCAGGGAUGGUCUUGUGCGAGUGGGGGAGGAAGUGGAGCCAGAAAAGCUGGAGGAGCUGGACGUGGACCAGUGGGUGACGGGACCCUGGGCGGGACAGCAGCACUCGGACAACCUCAGCAAACUUAAACUUUAUGCAUAUGCCUGCAAGCAGCAACUUGGUCCCCAGCUGUCAGGACUGCAUUUAGACAACAGUCUUUUUUUGCCCCCCAAAGUCGAGCCUCCCUCAAACCCCACAUCCUCAGCCCAGCCUGCCUCUUCAGCGCAGCCCGAAGCUUGGGGCCCUGAUGGAGGACAAGCUCCAGGCACUGCUGGGUCAGGAAACACUUCUGCCCCGACCGCAGUAACCUCAAAUCAAACGGGGGAAAGAACCCAAGGAGCAACCAGCGACUCUAAAGCGCCUUCCAGUGCCACACCACCAGCCAACACACCAGCGGAAAUCCCUGAACUCACUGCUGAGCAGUCCGGAAUCGGCAUCCCCACUGCGCCCGACUCAAUCGACAGCUGCGCCAACCCACCAGCUAUUGUUAUUUACAUAGUGGAUGCUUUUCUCAGCUCAAGUGGAGCGAGAAAUGAAGUGGGAGAGGACGAAGAGGGUGACGAGGUGGAUUCCAGUAGCAUUUGGCUACUAGGGCUUCUUCGCUGCUACACAGAUAUGCUGCAGACUCUGCCUGAGACCAUGAGACCUGCCCUGGUGCUACAGGUGGUGCCAUGUCAGUACCUUCUCCAGCCGGCCAGUGGGGAGAGUCAUUUCUACCUGCAGCAUCUGCGCUCCUUGUCCUUCUCCUGUUACUCCCAAUGCAGACGUCUGCUGCCCCAACAAACAUACAUAAAGUCCCUGACUGGCUUUGGACCCAUUUCCACUGUCAAUGCUGUACUCAAGAGUCCAGAGCAUCCCAGCCCACUGCAGCUGUACACCCCCCCCUUCAUCCUUGGCCCGACCCGUCCCAAGCUGCCAGAACAAGGGGAGAUAUGGGCAGAGAUCCCUCCCAAAUAUAAUGUGCUCUUUGUUGGAUACUGCUUAUCACACGACCAGCGCUGGAUCCUUGUUUCCUGCACCGACCAGCAGGGGGAGCUCCUAGAGACUAGCAUUAUCAACAUUGAUGUACCCAACAGAGCGCGACGUCCCAAGGUUUCAGCCAGAAAGAUGGGACUACAGAGGUUGUGGGAAUGGUGUAUUGGGAUCAUCCAAAUGACCUCAAUGCCAUGGAGGAUUGUGAUUGGUCGAUUAGGAAGACUGGGUCACGGGGAGCUGAAAGACUGGAGCUCACUCCUUGGGGAGCAUUCCCUCCAUUCGAUAGGGCGCCAGCUGAAGGAGGCAUGUCGCAUGUGUGGGAUCUCAGCUGCUGACUCCCCCAGUAUCCUCAGUGCCUGCCUGGUAGCCAUGGAGCCACAAGGUUCCUUUGUGAUCAUGCCUGAUGCAGUCACCAUGGGCUCAGUGUUCGGCCGCAGUACUGCUCUGAAUCUGCAGACCUCCCAGCUGAACACGCCUCAGGAUGCUUCAUGUACACACAUCCUCGUCUUCCCAACCUCUGCCACUACCCAGCUGGCCCCCAGCUCCUACCCCACGGAGGACAAUAAUGAUGAUAUGUUCGAUCUGCCUUUCCCUGAUGAGCUGGAGAACGACAUUGGCCAUGACAUGAUGCUGAUCACAGGGAACCUCCACCCGUCCCCCAACACCUCCCCUGUGCCCUCGCCGGGGUCUCCUUCUGGGAUGGGAAUGGGAUCAAAUUUCCAGCACACCAAGAGCCAGGGAGAGCGCCUGAUGUCCAGGGACAGUCCUCCAGAGGAGCUGAAGCAGCAGCCGCUAGCUCUGGGCUACUACGUCUCCACUGCACAAGCCAAUGGACUCCCUCACUGGUUCUGGGCCUCCUGUCCGCAGGCUGAGAGCCAGUGUCCACUCUUCCUCAAGGCCUCCCUCCACCACCACAUAUCCAUAGCCCAGCCUGAUGAGCUGGUGUCAGACAAGACAAAGAGGACCCCUCACCCCUUAGACUCAAAGACCACCUCUGAUGUGCUCAGGUUUGUAUUGGAGCAGUACAACGCUCUGUCCUGGCUGACGUGUACCCCUGCCUCCCAGGACCGCCAGUCCUGCCUGCCCGUCCACCUGGCUGUACUGGUCCAGAUGUACAAUGCCAUCCUGAACAUGCUUUAGCAGCGUGAGACUCACAGGACAGCUCUAAGGAAACAGAUGUUCCCUUCACUUCCUCUGUGCCUACACUUCCUCCUUCUGGGCACCAGAGAGCACCAGAGCUCUUCUGUUGUUUCGGGUAGACGUGGAUUUAAAGGCCAAAUGGGGAUAAGGACAGGGCAGAAAGUACUCUCCCAUGCCUGGAAUGUAUUGAAUAGGAAAAGUGAAAAGCUCUGAACAAUAACUAACUGUCACUUGUGAAUCGUGACAGCCUGCAAACCCAUUACAGCUUGAGCCUUCACAACUGGUCCAUUAUGGUGCUUUUUGAGGGGGGAAACCGAUGGAUCCAACAAACCGUGUCCAUUUUAUUGACAUAUCACAAUGUUACAUUUCUUCUGAUCUAAAAGCAUUACGUCCCACACCUCUUAGUGUAAUUUGAAGCAUCUGACAUUUACAGAGAAGCUUUCUACAAGGUUUAUUUUUUUCUACACCUUCACUUGUGAAAAGUGACAUCCGUGCAGGGCCACAUAACUUCGUAUUGUACAACCAGCAAAGUGGCAUGACAUCACACACACAUGGCUUUUUUUCAUCAAAGAUGCUUUUACAUUUUUGUAUAGAACUGCACUCUUGAGCUUUUUGGGACUUGCAGUGGGUCAAUGAAACUUUUGAGGGGCAAAAGGUCCUCAUUUACUCCAAAGGGAGCAUUUGAUAAUGGCACUUUUUCCUCACCUUCCAGAGUGUUGUAGAUAUGAACACAAUGGAACAUAUUUGACCAGUUAGGACAGAGGUGUUGUUUAUGAUGUAAGACAUACAUUUGCAAAUAAUUGAGACUUAUUUUUUAUAUUUAAAACAAGAAAAUGAGAAACUUAAACAAGGCAUUUCCCAAUUGACUGUUAAUUGUCUUGGGAUCAGAAAUAAAAUUGUCAUGUUAAUGCAAUUGUAAAGAUGCCAUAUUUAUACAAAUUAUAUCAUGUCAUAGAAUUUGAUAUAUAAAUAUAUAAAUGUGUAUAUAAAUAUAUAUUACCUCUUCCAAGCAGGCACUUAAUGAUGAGGGUGAUGGAAACAAUCAUCUCUUUAAAAGUGGACACAGUAUGAACAUUUAAGUUGUUGUUUUUAUUUUCUACAGAUAUUGAAAAUGUUACCUUUUUAUUUAAUGAGUUUAAAUUAAACUAAUUGAUGCAGAAGAUACAAUAAACUCUAUAUUUAUAAAGUGUUCCUCUUCUGCUAAAAAACUUGAAAUAGGCAAUAGAAGACCAUGGUUUUUGAAUAUUGCAAGGUUAUUAAAAUAUUUAAGAAUGAUGCUUUAUUUCAUUGGCGCUACUAAAUGAUGUCAAGCGAAGCAUUAGAAAGGCCUGUCUCUUCAGCUCCACUCCUAGCAUGUUUGUAUAUACACUUUUCAGCUGUGUUUUUAUUUUUAUUUUCUUAAAGCUGUACAUUUCAUGCUGGUUGGUUUACUUUCAAGUGAUUCAUAUCAAAGUAUUUUUUUGCUGUGAGCUUUUUUGAUAUACAGUAUACAGUGCAAAACUCAUUUAAUUAAAGCCAAGAGGUUGAAUUGCCAAGUACCAUAAGUGUACGCAAAUGAACAGAGGUGGGCAAGUUUGCGAACAUUUGUUACAUCUGUCAUCACUUUGAAUAUGAACAGAUCCACUUCAGUGGGAGACGUCUGUUACUUUUACACUCUUUUGUAGUAAAUUAUUAAAACUCUUGAAAAUGA